AUGGCCGCCGCGUCUGGCCACCCGGCCUCCUUCCCGUCCCUACGGAACCGCGCCGGCGAGAGCCAGAGCCCCUAUGUCCGCCAGCAUGCCGAUACUCCCGUGCUCUGGCAGUUGCUCGAUACCGCCACCCUCGCUCGGGCCACGGGCGAGAACAAGCCCGUCUUUAUGCACAUUGGCUUUCAGGCCGAUCAUUACUGCCGUCUUACCACCCAGGACUCUUUCUCCAACCCUACUGUGGCCGCGUUCCUCAACGAUGCCUUCAUCCCUAUUCUUGUCGACCGUGAAGAGCGUCCCGAUCUCGACACAAUCUACCAGAACUACAGCGAGGCCGUCAACGCUACCGGAGGCUGGCCCCUCAACCUGUUCCUGACCCCCGACCUCUACCCCAUCUUUGGCGGCACCUACUGGCCCGGCCCGGGCACCGAGCACAGUCUUGCCGGCGACAGUCUACCCGGAGACGGUGGCGGCGACGAGACGUAUAAUGACUUUCUCGCCGUCUCGCGCAAGAUCCACACCUUCUGGGUGGAGCAAGAGGAACGGUGCCGCCGCGAGGCCUUUGAGAUGUUGUCCAAGCUCCAGGACUUUGCCCAGGAGGGCACGUUUGCGGCCGCCCUGACAUCCGUCUCCUCCAUCCGGCGGCCCAUCAGGUUGACGGUGACCGGGCUGGCAGACCAGCAGGACGGCCUGGCUGAGAACGCGGACCUCGAUCUUGACCAGCUCGACGAGGCCCUGGACCGCAUAUCCAAGAUGUUCGACCCCGUCGACCUCGGCUUCGGCACGCCCAAGUUCCCCAACCCGGCGCGCCUGUCGUUCCUGCUGCGCCUCGCCCGCUUUCCCGGCGAGGUGCGCGACGUCGUCGGCGACGCCGAGGUCACCAACGCGACGUACAUGGCAAUCGGCACCCUGCGCCGUAUCCGCGACGGCGGCCUGCGCGACCACCUUGGCGCUGGCUUUAUGCGAUUCAGCGUCACGAGAGGCUGGAGCAUGCCGCACUUUGAGAAGAUGGUCGGCGAGAACGCCCUGCUGCUGAGCGUCUUUCUCGACGCCUGGCUCGGCCAGCACCACGAUGCCGGGAGCAAGGUCCUGUCAAAGGACGACGAGUUUGCCGACAUCGUCUUCGAGCUGGCCGAUUACCUUACCAGCCCCCUGAUAAGCCAGUCUGCCGGCGGCGGUUUCGUCACGAGCGAAGCGGCGGACUCCUUCUACCGCCGCGGCGACGGCCACAUGCGCGAGGGUGCCUACUAUCUCUGGACGCGGCGAGAGUUUGACAACGUUGUUACCCAGGGCUCGAGCGACGAGCAGCUCGCUAGCUUGGUGGCUGCGGCAUACUGGGACGUUCAGGAGGACGGGAAUGUGCCCCGCGACCAGGACCUGUUCGACGAGUUCAUCAACCAGAAUGUGCUCUCGACCGACAAGGACGUGGGCGAACUGUCCCGGCAGUUCGGUAUCCCCGUCUCGGAAGUCAAGCGCAUCGUCGCUGCGGCCCGGGAGCGGCUGCGCGCUCAUCGCGAGAAGGAGCGGGUCCGCCCUGCCCGCGACGAGAAGGUGGUCGUCUGCACCAACGGCAUGGUGAUCUCGGCCCUAGCCCGCACUGCCGCGGCGGUCAAGUCCGUCGACCCCGAGAAGGCAUCGUCAUAUCUCCAGGCCGCGAGAGAGGCUGCCGCGUUUAUCAGAGACAACUUGCUGCUUGGCACGGGCGACGAGAAGCUGCUCCGUCGCUUCUUCUUUGAGGAGCCGAGCCACACCCUCGCGUUCGCAGACGACUAUGCCUUUUUGAUCGAGGGGCUGUUGGACUUGUACGAGGCGACGCUCGAGAAGGAGUGGCUGGCAUGUGCGAAGGAGCUGCAAGACACUCAGACUCGGCUCUUUUACGACUCUCCCGAGUAUACGCCAGACCUGGCGUCGCCUCCCCGUCACUCGGGGUCCGGCGGUUUCUACUCUACCGAGGCCGAGACGCAGAGACACACGAUCCUCCGGCUCAAGAGCGGCAUGGACAAGUCGCAACCGUCAACCAACGCCGUUGCCGCGUCUAACCUGUUCAGACUCGGCGCGCUCGUCGACGAGAGUUCCUACAUCUUGCUAGCCAAGGAGACAAUCAACGCGUUCGAGGCCGAAGUCUUGCAGUACCCGUGGCUGUUUGUCAGUCUCUUGACGGGCGUGGUGGCGGCCCGUCUCGGUGUAAAGAAGGUCCACGUCACGAUUGGCGGCGGCGGUAAUAACGACAGCCGUCUUGUCGACUACUAUACGUCCCCGCGUGGCGAGACACGAGCACUUGUUGUGAGCUCGGCCGGAGCUGAGGCGGAAGCUGGGGUCAAGAGCGAAGAGGUCGAGGCCCAGGUGGCAGAGGCCAGCUCGGAACUGCAGGAGCUGAAGCUGGUGUCGGAAGAGGGCAGUCCUAAAGACACGGGUGCCGGAGAAAAGGCUGCUACCGAGCACGCUAGUGAGCCCGCUGCCGGAGAUCCGGCUGGAGUGUCCGCUCCGGAAGUAGUAGAGAAGCCGGUGGAAGUACAAAAGCUAGAUGUCGAGUAG
Molecule: messenger RNA, 2529 nt
Organism: Lasiosphaeria miniovina
Lineage: Eukaryota; Fungi; Ascomycota; Sordariomycetes; Sordariales; Lasiosphaeriaceae
Exons: 3
Coding region: 1-2529 (842 amino acids)
Biological process (GO): carbohydrate metabolic process
Source: RefSeq, a predicted model, not a curated record